AUGGCACCGCGUGAAUUACAGGAAUUGAAAAAGCAACUUGAGGAUUUAUUGGAGAAAGGUGUUCAACCGGACCCAUCUAAGGUGAAGGCUAUUCAGGAGUGGGAAUCACCAAGAAAUAUUUCAGAAGUUCGUAGUUUUCUAGGAUUGGCUGGGUACUAUAGAAGAUUCAUGAAGAACUUCUCCAUUUUAGCAAAGCCAUUGACUAAUCUGUUAAAGAAACAAGUGACUUUUCAGUGGAAUGAUAAAUGUCAAGCUAGUUUUGAGGAGUUGAAAAAUAGAUUGAUUACAGCACCUAUACUUACAUUACCUAUACAAGGAGGGGAAUAUGUAGUCUAUACAGAUGCUUCACUUAAUGGUUUGGGUUGUGUAUUGAUGCAGAAUGGAAGGGUUAUUGCUUAUGCUUCUAGACAACUUAAACCUCAUGAACGAAAUUAUCCUACACAUGAUUUAGAAUUGGCUGCAAUUAUACAUGCUUUGAAAACUUGGAGACAUUAUCUUUAUGGAGAGACAUUUCGGAUAUUCACUGACCACAAAAGCUUAAAGUACAUACCUACACAGAAAGAGUUGAACCUCAGGCAACGAAGAUGGAUGGAAUUAUUGAAGGAUUAUGAUUGUACCAUUGAUUAUCACCCAGGAAAAGCAAAUGUUGCGGCAGAUGCACUUAGUAGGAAGACUUUGGAAAGGGUUGCAGGUAUGAUUUCAUAUCAGAUGAGUUCCUUAAUUUCGCUAAGAGCUAUGGAUAUGCAUUUUUCUAUAAAGAAUGGGGUAUUAUUGACUACAAUGAAGACUAGUCCCCAGAUACUAGAUGAGAUCAAACAUGCACAAGGUAGUGAUGCAUACUUAAAGAAGUUACAGAAGAAGGUGCAAGAUGGUAAGACAAGUGAACUAAUCGAGCGAGAUGAUGGAAUGUGGGUUAUGAAAACCAGGUUUACAUCUCAUUUCUGGAAGAGCUUACAAGUGGCAAUGGGAACUAAAUUGCAUUUCAGUACUGCUUUUCAUCCUCAAACAGAUGGGCAAUCUGAGAGAACUAUUCAAACUUUUGAAGACAUGUUACGGGCUUGUGCAUUAGAGUAUAGCGGAAAUUGGGAUGAACAGGUACCACUUAUGGAAUUUGCUUAUAAUAAUAGUUUUCAUUCUAGUAUUGGUAUGCCACCAUACGAGGCAUUAUAUGGGAGAAAAUGUAGAAGCCCUAUAUGUUGGGAUGUAGAAGGGUUGAGACAAUUGGAAGGUCCCGAAAUUAUUCAAGAAACAGAGACAAGAUACAAGUUGCUGUAUCAAGGCCGCACAAGAUAG
Ricinus communis (castor bean) is the source of this 1293-nucleotide messenger RNA. RefSeq lists its product as uncharacterized. Gene Ontology annotation, biological process: DNA integration. Gene Ontology annotation, molecular function: nucleic acid binding. NCBI's taxonomy places the organism in Eukaryota, Viridiplantae, Streptophyta, Magnoliopsida, Malpighiales, Euphorbiaceae. The transcript is spliced from 3 exons. The record is from RefSeq and is a predicted model, not a curated record. The coding region runs from base 1 to 1293 and encodes 430 amino acids.